AUGCCCAUCUCUCUCUCUCCCCCCCGCCCAGAUUGCACUGGCUGCCCCCAGCUGAGCGGGGGGCUGAUCGCGGGGCUGGUCGUGGGGGACCUGCUGCUGACGCUGCUCAUCGCUCUGGCUGUCUACUGCCUGGCUGGCAAGAUCCACCACCUCCGGGGGAGCGCACAGGCGGAGGUCAAGAAGCCCCCCGCCACUGAGAUGGAGUCGCCGUACCAGGAGCUCCAGGGUCAGAGACUGGAUAUUUACAGUGACCUGAAGAAGUCGGGAGCCAAUUAUUAAUGCCCCGUCUCCGUCCCACGCCCGCUCUGCACCCAAGUGGCUGGUGCCAGGGUGUUGAAUCCAUGCAGCCUGCGUUGUUUAUCCCCGUGCCACCCGCUCUGAGCACCAUUCCGUGCAAAUAUGCAGCCCCCCUAAAUCUGCAGCGUUGAUCCCACCCUGCAUAGGCGCCGACUCCAUGGGUGCUCCGGGGCUGGGGCACCGACAGGGAAAAAUUGGUGGGUGCUCUGCACCCACCAGCAGCUCCCCAACCCGCCUCCUUACCCCAGCUCACCUCCGCCUCCUC
Molecule: messenger RNA, 562 nt
Organism: Mauremys reevesii (Reeves's turtle)
Lineage: Eukaryota; Metazoa; Chordata; Testudines; Geoemydidae
Product: TYRO protein tyrosine kinase-binding protein-like
Exons: 3
Coding region: 1-279 (92 amino acids)
Biological process (GO): positive regulation of phosphatidylinositol 3-kinase/protein kinase B signal transduction; positive regulation of microglial cell mediated cytotoxicity; negative regulation of transforming growth factor beta1 production
Cellular component (GO): membrane; cell surface
Molecular function (GO): signaling receptor binding; phosphatidylinositol 3-kinase binding
Source: RefSeq, a predicted model, not a curated record